Molecule: messenger RNA, 3221 nt
Organism: Etheostoma cragini (Arkansas darter)
Lineage: Eukaryota; Metazoa; Chordata; Actinopteri; Perciformes; Percidae
Gene: cd164l2
Product: CD164 sialomucin-like 2
Exons: 7
Coding region: 1790-2260 (156 amino acids)
Cellular component (GO): cytoplasmic vesicle
Source: RefSeq, a predicted model, not a curated record
UCCCUCUGAGGUUUUUUGGCACGUCGACACCCAAACACAAAACACAAACAGCCACCCUGUAGAGCUGCACAUGUACCCAGAAAAUGUGUAAAGAUGUGGGUGUACAUGGUCCACGUCGGUGUGAAUGGAGGAGGUGUUGAUGGUGGAAUUCGAUGCAUAAAGUUGAAAAGAGUGUCGUAUUCGGGGCUCGAUGCACCGGAUUUUGAGGGCUUGCGGCCGGGGCUAUGACUCAGUUCAUCUACAUCAGAAAGCAGCACGGUGCAGGUCAGAGGCUUGUACUUUUUGUGCUGGUGCUGGUGUGUGCACAUAGAGCUGGAGUAGGUCGCUAUGAGCACUCUUUUACUGUUGUUUUAUUUCCACAUCACCAUUCCACAAAGUGAUCCAUCAGACUUCUAGACAUCAAUCCACAUCAGUAAUAUCAAACCUUUAAUAUGUCCAGAUGCAGCAUAUUCAGAUUUUGUAUUAAUAGAUGUGACUGUUAGAAUGUGUCUCAAACUUGUAAUUGAUUUGUGAUCAGAUCAGUGUUCUUGGCCACAUAGCUACUGUAGUAAAAAUAAUUGCAGUUAGGAUCGAAUACCUUACUUUAAAACCUUGUCUGAGUAGUGUGUCACAUAAGUUAAUUAUUGAUUGAUUGACAGGUGAUUGAUAGUACUUCAUCACAGUCAGUGGCCCAUUUUAUGUGAAGAUAGAAUACUGAAGCACAAGCUGUCUGCUGUGUAUACACAUAAUUGCAUGCCAACGUCAGGGUGUUUUAAAUGCAUUCAUACCACAGUAUAACUAUAGCUGUCCUUUUGGAUUGGAUCACUCAUGACACAUAUUCAAUCAAUCAGCCAAUUUUAUUUGUCACAUGAAACUGUAGAGGUACUAAUCUAGUUAUAUGUAAUUAGCUCCUUCAACUUGUGAAUGAUUAAUCAUAAAGCUGAUUAUUUUUAUUAUUAUUUCUAAUUUUAAUGUUCCCAACAGCUGUCUCAGACACAUCCCUGAUUAAAACAAGCACCGUCAUAGUGCUGCUGAAGUAUCUUAACCAGACGUUCUCCAGCAGAUGCAUGGUGUGAUUGUACUUGUUUGAUUCUUCACAGGAAAAACAGAGCCAAAUUGAUUUCCGCUGAUUCAUCUUUCUAGUUUAUUUCCGGGAACAAUGGUUUCUACUUUUAAUUGGCUUUAAUUGGAGUGCUUAAGCUACUUCACACCUUUUGCCUUCAAGUGAACAAAGGAGGGAUUUUCCCUUUAGCUUGUUGCAUUUCAAGACUUUGUUGCCUGGAUAGGUGAAAGUAUCCUUUAUUUGUAAAGACAAAAAGUCAGAAAAAAUAGAAUGUUGUCUAACAAGUAGAUAUUUUAGCAAUGGCAGCGGUGGUGCUCUAAUGGUCCACACUGAAAUAUCUCAAAACCUUUGGAUGGAUUACCUUGAAAUGCGAUUAGGAUAAUAAUGUUGCAGAGGAUAAAUUUGAAUCCCUAAUGACUAGCAUGACUACUACAAAAGUUUAUUGACUGCAGAUUAUUUGCAUAAAAUGUACAGUCAAUGUUCACAUGUGUCCCAACAUUGUUAAUGGUGAUUGUAAGGACAUAUGUGUGAAUGCAGUGUGUGUGCACUGUGUGCAGAAGUAAACAGGUGUCACUCUGUCCAAACUGGUGUAUAUUUCAGGAGGGUUGAGGUGGGCCAGUUGGUUACCAGGAAACCAAGUUUGGGUAUUACUCAUGUUACACAGAUCUCUGUGUCUCCUGUCUUUCUCUCUGUGUCCCAGCCAGGAGCCAUUUCUCUAUACUGUGUUGGCACUCCGUUGCUGUCAGGAUGCAACAGUUGGUGUUGAAGGUCAUCUGCUCCACACUGCUGCUUCUAGCAGUGGUGCCCUCUGUGUAUCCACAGCCAGAUUGUUCUCAAGCUGAGUCAUGUGACCUGUGCGUUGGCGAUUCCAUGCUCAACUUGACAGACUGUGUCUGGAGGCUUUGUCCAGAUGGUAAUGGUACAGGCACGUGUGUGUCGGAUGGGGCCAACCCGGCAGAAAACGGCAUGAACUGUAGCUGGACAACGGUGCCUGAAUUGUGUACAGUUGUAGAGUCUGUAGCAGAGGGAGGAGGUGAAGGUGACUCAGGUGAUGAAAGUAACACAAAUUCUGAGUUCUCCCAGGCCAAGUUUGACAUGUCCAGUUUCAUCGGAGGCAUCAUACUGGUGUUGUGUGUGCAGGCAGGCGGCUUCUUUGCCAUGCGCUUCCUCAAAUCCAAAGAGCAGAGCAGCUAUGACCCAAUAGAGCAACCACAGUGAAGACAUGAUGUAUGAAGGACAAACAGGCGAGAUUUGAGGACAGCAGAGCAGUGAGUCAUCGAGGUCUGACGACAGUGUUUUUUUUUCUUCCUGGGCUCGAGUCAUUUUUGGUUUAUUCCCAUGUGUACCCCUAGGGGAUAGGUGUGUUCAUAGGAGGAUAUUUUUUCUCAGAAUACCGCAUUGUGUAACGAGUGUCUGUACGCUGUGUUUGUAUAGUAUUUAUAUUCCAGAGACAUUUUGGCUGUUGCUAUUCCUACAACCUGACAAAUGGGAAACAAUAAGGCUCUGAUUUUCCCAGGAAUUUUUAGCGAUUCAUAUUUGUGACCAAACCCACCUUAUAUUUUCCCCAAUGAUAAGUGUUAAGUAUUUGUCCUACAAACAACAAGCAACUAGCUGUAUCAAAUCCGCUGUUUCAACUGUGUAAAUAGUACAGUGCUGUUAUGGGUAAGCGUGAUACAAUCCCAAUGUAGACAGUAGGUCAGACAAGGUCAUAACAGGCAUUUAAACCCUGAAAUACGUUUAAAGAGACUGUUGUUCAUUUUGCCCAUCAUCUAAGAGGACGUCUGUGUUUAUAAUGAGGAGCUGCAUAACUUUAUAGUGUUUUAUUGGAACCAAAUAUUAAAAUGUUUUACGUAUGUUAUAUCUUUUAAUUUAUUUGCAGUGAGUUAAAUGAUUUAGCUGGGGACCCUAAGGAGCCAUCUUAACAACUCCUGGAGGUCCCUGUAGACCCCACUUUUGGGAACAUAGAAAUUAAGCCUUAUAUUCUUAGCAAUAGUCAUUUAAACUUCAUGCCUACCUACAAUUUAGUUUUUGCACCACUCCUCUGAUUUAUGUGUUUUUGUUUUGACUUGUCAAUGGCUCAGAUUGUUUUUUUUAUAAAUUAAUUUAGAUUGAGGAGAUUUAUGUUUGACUGCUCAUAAUUAUAUUAUAUACAUACCAGCUUUAACCCUUUAAUAACAUU